UGGAUUCAGGUGUGGCGGUACUGGCGGUCCUGUACAGGUAUUUUGGACAUUUCCAGUGGCGUAUCAGUGUUUUUAUUGUUUUAAUCAAUCACCAGUUUUUCAAAAACCCGGACAAAAACAUGAUUUAACGCGUAGGUAACGUUACAAGUCAAUUAAGGAAUUAUUACAUAACUUGUCAGGUAUUUGUUUACUUGCGAAAAGUGAGGUUAUGUCACAGUUGUGUAAACAUCAAUAAAAAGUCUUGUGUUUAUAUUGAGUGAAAAAUUCACAAGAAAAUGGCAAAGGAAAUGAUGAUAAUCCUAGUCUAUGACUCUCAGAUGCUCCAGAAAGAAGAAGACGACCCUGCGAGCGCAAUUUUGUAUUUCCACCCAACGUGGGUGUCAGACCAGCAAAAAACGGCUUUGUGUGGCCAGCUAAUGGGCACCGUUCAUUGCGUUAAAAGUAUUUUUUCCGCCCCGAAAAUAGUCUCGUUACAGAGCGGCAAAUUUUUUAUUAAGGAGUAUGGGCGGUAUCUGAUGGCCGUAGGCACCGAUCGCAACAUUGCGGAUUGGUUACUGGAACAUAGGGCCAACACAAUGUCUUCACUGAUAAGCUUCUUCCACCAGGACAUUGAAAUCAUGUCGAAGUUGUACGACAACAGCGCGAAACUCUCCGCAAAACUGUAUCAAUUAUUCGAGACUUAUCUAAAGUACAUGUUUCUGGGCGGCAAUAUUUUUUCCUAUACUCCGUCGCUGAAACUACCAAAGAGCGCAAGUAAUGUGUUUUUAGAGGCCAUACAAAUACUACAGUGUUGCCAAGAACUCAAUUAUGUCAUGGGCGGCACGUUGUUGUACCAUAACAAGGUCGUAGCAACUCAGCUGAGUUCAGACAUAACGAAACGAAUUGUAUUAACGGAUCCGUACCGAAUUAAAUGCCCGGCAGAGACACCUAGCGUCAAUUUUGAGCUACCUCUAGGCGUCCAACUGCUGCAAGUAUACAUUUCGAGUAAAGAAUAUUACAAAUUGCACGAGGAGGCGACAAGGAGUCGCAGUAUUUUCCAGUACCUGAGCAGCAAAAGUAUUAAAAAGGGAAAACCAGUGGCGUCCAAGGAGCCGGUGAUAUCCGCCAUGAAACGUGACCAAUCAAUCAUUUUCACAGCAGUCCCCGAAGAAGACAGCGAGCCCCAAAUCAGCAAAGUCGAGAAACCAAUUUCGUCACAAAACCGCCCCAAAUUCCUAAACUUGAAACACAAAACAACCGACGAGAAAAAACCUGUGGCACCUAGUACACCCUUCCAUGGCCAGACUAGCGUGUGUUCGACCCCAAUGACCGAUUUGAGUAAAGUUUUACACUCAAAACCGUUGUCGAUUUGCAUAAACGAGACAAUUCCGUGCGAGAAAACGCCGGAAAAAACCUCAAUUUUCGCGAAAAAUGGCACGGAUUUGAACAGUGUUAUAGCAAGAGUGCCGUAUUUGACGGUAACGAGCAAUUUGCACGAUUGCAAAAAAUUUUCAAGUGUGUUUGACGUCCGGGAAAAGUUGAAAAGUCUCGAUAGAGGCAUCACGAUGAAGUAUUACAAUUCGGAGUUUCGCGAAAAGUACAAAAUUUCGCAUGAUGUUACACCAGACGAAAGCCGAGUGUUUAAAACUAUAACUGAUCCAAACUAUCCCAUUUUUCGCUCCGAUGGGACGGUGGUCUCGCAUCCGUUUUACCAAGACUACUUGACCAGUCAAAUGGAGCUAAUCACGAGCGAAAUCAAGGAAGAAAAGCCCGAUUUGAGUCAUCACUCGUUUGACGACUUUGACUCAAACUUGGGUGAUUUUGUCCAAAGUGUUAAGAAAAUUCCGGACAAAGUGGUUGAAAGUAUUGAAUUCUCGGCCCUGCCUCGGCCGAGCAAAGAGCACCGGAAAUCGCUAACACUUCCGUUAAAAUCACUAAGUGUGGACGGUGGAGGGGAGGAGGUUUCACCAAUGAGGAGACACUCCUCGAGUGUUCUCCUGACUCCUUUGAUGUCGAAAUUGAGCUCGUUCGAAUCUAGUGGUUUCUGCAGCCGGGACACAACCCCGAUUUUUACGCCAACUCAACCAAAUUUUCCAUUUGCGUUCAAAAGGCCGAAAAAGUUGCUACCGGAGACGGAUUCCUUGCGGAAAUGUGUUUUGUUUGUUUGUGGACAGCAGGAUAUGGUCGUGACGCUUUUGUUGCAGGAUGAGGCAUGUGCUUCGUUGGAACUUUUGACCAAGCUGUGGGAGAUUUGUACAGAAAAUUUGGGGAAGUUGGAGAAACAGUUGCAUCACUGUUUGGAGACGUAUCCGGGCGGAGGGGCUCCAGGAGAUACCGAGCCUUACAGUUAUCUGUAUUUGGACUCGGAUUGGGACACUAUACAUCGUGGGGGGCCCUGGGGGAGUGCCGAGUUGGGGGCUCUGACGUAUUUUCAUCGAGAUUUUCAGGAGUCGAGCAGUUUGAUCGAGAUUUUAAUGAGAUGUUGUGACGGCGUAAUUUACGGCUAUCAGUGUGGCAAGUCUGAGGUGUUUUACCACCAGGCUGCCAACCCCAAUGCAGGGUUGCCAACACCGGCGGACCCCAUGAGCAACGUUCCACUGAAAGCAAGGCGGCGGCUGGAACGCGACCACUCAAUUAUUUUAUUGUAAGACAGUAUUGCCAACAUUCCAUUAGUGUAUCGUGCCAAAAAUGUGUAUCCAUGUAAUUCAAUGUGAUAUUUUAGUAUUAUUUAAGGGAGUUUGAGUCGGAAUAAAUUGUUUUCCAUAUUUAUUUAA
Tribolium castaneum (red flour beetle) is the source of this 2753-nucleotide messenger RNA. It is a transcript of the gene HPS4, whose product is annotated as Hermansky-Pudlak Syndrome 4. Gene Ontology annotation, biological process: melanosome assembly; protein targeting; vesicle-mediated transport. NCBI's taxonomy places the organism in Eukaryota, Metazoa, Arthropoda, Insecta, Coleoptera, Tenebrionidae. Bases 276 to 2627 code for a protein of 783 amino acids. The record is from RefSeq and is a predicted model, not a curated record. The transcript is spliced from 8 exons. Gene Ontology annotation, cellular component: cytoplasmic vesicle; BLOC-3 complex; lysosomal membrane. Gene Ontology annotation, molecular function: small GTPase binding; guanyl-nucleotide exchange factor activity.